Molecule: messenger RNA, 5269 nt
Organism: Anarrhichthys ocellatus (wolf-eel)
Lineage: Eukaryota; Metazoa; Chordata; Actinopteri; Perciformes; Anarhichadidae
Gene: rrbp1a
Product: ribosome binding protein 1a
Exons: 27
Coding region: 261-3536 (1091 amino acids)
Biological process (GO): protein transport
Cellular component (GO): endoplasmic reticulum membrane
Source: RefSeq, a predicted model, not a curated record
CUGUAUGGGGAACGGGGCCAGCACGUCUAGCCAGCUCGAAGUGCCACGACUUCACAGUAGACCACGGAUUCUCCAGCGGAGUGAGGGGAAGAGCAUUGGGGAAAAAAAAAAAAAAGCUAGUUAGCUAGAUAAACAGGUAGCCUUUACACACAGAAGUCAUUUCAGCUGACGGUUACAAGUCAAAGCAUUCGCCCUCUCUCCCUUCAUUUGAAGCAAGCAGACGCAGCUACACCAGCAGCGAGGUCAACUGGAAUUGAACGAUGGAUAUCUAUGACCCCCAGACCCUUGGGAUAAUGGUGUUUGGUGGAUUCAUGGUGAUCUCUGCCCUCGGGAUCGCUCUUGUCUCUACCUUCUCCAUGAAGGAGACCUCUUAUGAGGAAGCCCUGGCUAAACAACGCAGUCAGCUGGGUAAGAUACAGUCCACUCGCUCUGACAAAAAGAAGAAGGACAAAGUAUCUGAGAAGAAGGGCCGUGGCAAGAAGAAAGAGGAAAAGCCCAAUGGAAAAAUCCCAGAGCCUGAAAAAGUUGAAGAGGAAGUUGAAGAUGACUCAGUCAUUGAGCCUGCUGCCGCCCCAGUUGUAGCUGCUGCCCCUGAACCUGAACCUGAACCUGUCCCUGAUAUUGAAGUUGAGCCAACUGCAGCCCCAGCACCAGCAAACGCCGAGCUAAAGAUUGCUGCUGAACCAAGCCCUGCCCUGAGUGAGCCCUCACCUGCACCCUCACCAAAAGGGAAAAAGAAGAAGAAGGUGGCUAAGGUCGAGCCAGCCUCUUCCCAAACAGCUCCACUCGUGGUUGCCUCUGCAACCGUCAAGUCCUCCUCAGUACCUACCACAACCCAGGCCCCCAUGUCUGCCCCGACUAAAGCAACCGCUCCAUCCUCUGCCACCGCCAAGUCUGCCCCUGCCACCGCCAAGUCUGCCCCUGCCACCGCCAAGUCUGCCCCUGCCACCGCCAAGUCUGCCCCUGCCACCGCCAAGUCUGCCCCUGCAGCCCCAGCCAAGACUGCCCCAGUGCUGGAAGCUGUUACUAAAGAUGUCCCAGUGAUGGCAGUGCCCCCAGUUGGAUCUCAGCAGACCUCUGCUGUGGCAGAAAAAGUACAGGAGCCCAAGAAGAAGGCCUCUAAGAAAAAGACUGAGCCUGUGGCAGUGGUGGAUUCUGCUGACGCUCCUCUGUACCUGCCCUACAAGGCUCUGGUGUCCACCAUCGGUAGCAUGGUGUUCAGUGAGGUCGAGGCUCAUAGGCUCAUCGAGAUCCUGUCUGAGAAAGUGGGCAUCAUUCAGGACACCUGGCACAAGGCCUCUCAGAAAGGAGACCCAGUGGCCAUGCUGAAGAAACAACUGGAGGAGAAGGAGAAGCAGCUGAUGGCAGAACAAGAGGAUGCUUCUGCAAUAAAGAAUCGCCUGAGAGAACUCACCAAGGAUCUGUCUUCUGAGAAGUCGAAGGUGGCCAGUGUGGAGACGAGGCUGAGUUCCCAGCUGAGUAAGAGGGAGCAAGAAAUGAUUGCUCUGCAAGCACGCAUGCAGGCUAGUUACCAGGACCAUGUGGCGCAGACCCAGGAGCUCAAUGCUAAGAAUGUCAGCCUGCAGGACCAGUUGGAAAAAGGCCCCAAUGCCCAGCUGGCCCGUCUACAGCAGGAGAACUCCAUUCUUCGCGACGCCCUCAACCAAGCCACUAGUCAGGCUGAGAGCAAGCAAAACGCGGAGCUGGCCAAGCUGCGUCAGGAAUGCACGAAGUUAACCAAGGAGCUUGGAGAGAAGACGGAUGGUCUGCUUGCUGAUGAUCACGUCAGGAAAGGGCUAGAAGCCAAGCUCUCUGCUACAGAGAAGCAGCUCUCCCUGCUGCAGGCCAGCCAUGGGGACAGCGAGCAGGCGUUGCAGAGGAAGCUGGAGGAGGUGUGCGAGGAGCUCAGGGCUUCACAAAGCAGAAACAGUAGUCUGCAGGCCACUUUGGACAAUGCCCAGCAGGACAGCAGCGCACUCUCAGAGUAUCAAGUGCGUAUUGGGAGCUUGGAGGCUGAUGUCGGUGAGCGCUCUGCUCAGGUGGAUGCCCUCACUGCCCAGCUGGAGGAGACGCAGACAGAGAAAAGCCAACUUGUACAGCAGGUGGCCUCCAUCAACUCACUGCUAGAGGCCAAUCAGACCAAAAAGGAGGAGGAUAACGACCAGGUGAAUGCUGCAGAAGUGGAACAGCUAAACCUCAGCCUUCAGGAGAGAACCAACCAGUUGAACACUCUUCACGAGGAACUGAAGCAACUGCAACUGAAACAGGAAGCUGCUGUGAACACUAUUGUUGAGCUCGAGGAAAGAAAUAAGAGUGAGGAUGUCGCUCUUAUUGCAUCACUUCAGGAUGAACUUAAAAACCUCAAAGAAGAGAUGGUGCAACUUAACAACACACCACAGUCAGAUACCUCCGAAGAGCUGGGACUGCUACAGAGAAGCCUGACUGAGAAGGAUGCCCUUGUCACAUCAGUACAAGAGGAGCUGAGAGAAGUGAGAGAAAAGACGGCCAUUGAUGCGAGCGUUAUGGCAGAGCUGACAGCUUUUCAAAGUGAAACCAAAGAAACUCUCCAGACACUCUUCCCAGAGAUACCCGUAGAGACGGAGCAGUCCAACUGGUUACAAGUAUUUACACAGAAGGCUCAGGAGACUCUCAGCCAGCAGAGCCAGGAGUCUCAGUCAAGCACAGCGUUGCCUGAGUUGCUCGGGAAAUUGAAGGAGGCUGAGGAGGGCCAUGGCUCACUGCAGGCUGAAUGUGAACAGUACAGGAUAGUCCUGGCUGAAACCGAAGGAAUGCUAAAACAUCUGCAGAAGAGUGUGGAGGAAGAAGAGCUGGUAUGGAAGUCCAAGAUGGCUAACUCAGCGGAACAGCUGAGUGUGGCUUUGGAGAAGGCCAGCAAGCUGGAGGCAGAAAACCAAAGUGUAGAACAGUUGAAGGAGCAGAUGAUGCUUCUGGAAGCCCAGCUGGAGAAGCAGUCAGACAACCAGGAGACCUCAGAGGAGAUGGAGCAGCUGAAGCUGCAGCUUUUGGAGCGUCAGAGCCAGCUGGAUUUGGCCCAGAAGGAGACCCAGGCACACAAGGAGGAGCUUUCACAGGUCAGAGAGCAGCUGGGCGAGAUCACGAUGCAGGCUCAGCGAGAACAGAAUGGCCCAGCUGAGGCUCAACCCAGUCAGUUCCAGAACGAGUUGAGUCAGACAACUGAGAAGCUGCACGGGGAGGUGGCUCAGAGACUGCAGCUUUCAGAAGAGUUUGAGCAGGCCCAGAAGAUUAUAACAGAACUUCAGGCUCAGUUGGAUCUUCUAAACGUUUCUGCGGGGUCACCACAAGCGGACACAGAAGAUGUUCCACAGCUCAAGGAGCGCCUGGAGAAGGAGAAGAAGCUGUCCAAAGAUCUGGGCCAGGCGGCCACCAAGCUCCAGCAGCUACUCAAAGCCACUCAGGAGCAGCUGACCAAAGAGAGAGAGACCGUGAGAACACUACAGGAGCACCUGGAAGGAAAGGGAGAAUACGUGGAGCUGAAGGAAGGAACAUCCGUCUGAGAGGAAGUUCACUGCAGACACUACAAAGAAACUGCCAAAUAUGCCUUAUGAUUACCAUAGUUAUGCAUUCCAAAACUAUUUCUUUCUUGUACUGUAGUUGAUUGCAUUUGUUGCAACUGUAGGAAACAAAUGUUUGAUAUGAGCAUUUUUAAGGCAAGAUUCGGAGGUAAUUCUGCUACAAUCUUUAUCGAAACCCACAUUCCAUCAACAAUUCUGGCUAUGUCAGAGGUUAUUUAUCCCCCUGCCUUAUAUUCCAGACAUUUACCCUUAGUUCAGUGUUAAAAAGGGAAACAGAUUGUACGUGAAACGUACAUCAACCUGUGCAAUUACUUUGUAUGUCUUUUUCUAUGUGGUUGAAUGAUGGGAACAUUUUAUGGUUCAAUGUUUCAUUACCUUUGGGGCCUUCUUUUCUCUGUAGCUGGCUGCCAAUUACACACAUUGAAUUUGUAUGAAUGAAUAAACUACAGCGUAGCGCUACAUCAUUGCUGUUCAGUGUCCCAGUUGCUGUUAUGGUGCAAUGAGUACAGACAGGAAGCAAAGUUGGCUAUUGAGUGUUAUACUUUGACAUGGUUUCAGAGCCGGUGAUGUAUGUGCACCGACAUCUGCUUUAUGACACUUAAAGCUAAACAGUCGUCUCAGGAUGAUUGCAUGUUAAAACUUAAACCAUCCUGCCAGGGUUAAAAGCUGCAAGUUUGCUGUUUAGAGAACAGUCUGUUUUCUUGGCGGUAUAGGCUACCAUUUUACAGCAGAAUUAGGGGUUAUAAAUGAUGUAGUUACUGUGAUAUAAACUACAGUUCUGUUAUCCUUUUAAAAACUAGUGCUUUUUGAAGCCUCUUAAAAAUGUGGCAUUGCUUAAAGCUUUACACCAAGGUUCAGGUUGCAUCAAUGGUUAACUGACUUAAGUAGAAUGCUUUGUGAGGCUAUAGUUGGUGUCCAGACAAUUGUGAUAAUGGCUUCUGCAUUUUUGUGAUGACAGACCAACCUGCAGUACAUUAUAUUUACCAAUUUGUACCAAAAAUGCCAGUAAGAAUGUUUGACAUUCAUGCGAUAGGACUAGAUUCAGUUGGUCCAGGUGGGAAAACUAAAGUACAGAUAAACUUACUAGUAAAAUAGAAAACACUGAAACAAAACUCACUACAGUGUGAAUGUGGUGGCCAUGGAUUAACAGUUUACUUUUGAAGGAAAUUGUUACAAGCGCCCCAAAACAUGAGUUGCAAAGUAGGCAGACUAUCAUUUCUUUUUCAGAUUUAGAUUGAAAGACAUCUCUUUUAUUAAACAUUUAUCUCAGCAAUUUCAUGAGGGGGUUAUGGACUGGGCCAGUAACUUCAUGGAGUCUCCACUGGUUUGCCUGCCUUUCUUCAGUCUUUACAAUAAACUGCGGGCUCCAGGUACAUAUUUAGCAAACAUGAGUGGGAUCCACCUUCUCAGACUCUCGCCAAGACUGAAUAGGCCAGCCAGUCCUUUCCCAAAAAGUCAAACUAUUCAUCUGGCGGCCAGGAAAGCGUAAUCGGUUGAAUCUGUGACAGCAGUGCAACGCUGCGGCCUUGAGCUCACCAGUCGGACACAUGCAUUAAAAACAUGCUCAGCUGUGUCAACAAAGCAAGGAGAAACUGAUAACGCAGCGCAACUUCACUCUCUGCUCAGACAGACAUAACCCCACUAAAUCUUCAAAUAGUUGUUUGCUGCAUACUUGUGUUGUGUGAAAUACUGCACAAGUAAAAAAAAAAAAAAAA